Molecule: messenger RNA, 957 nt
Organism: Babesia microti strain RI
Lineage: Eukaryota; Apicomplexa; Aconoidasida; Piroplasmida; Babesiidae
Product: Alpha-ketoglutarate-dependent dioxygenase alkB
Exons: 7
Coding region: 1-957 (318 amino acids)
Biological process (GO): oxidative RNA demethylation
Cellular component (GO): nucleus; cytoplasm
Molecular function (GO): broad specificity oxidative DNA demethylase activity; ferrous iron binding; oxidative RNA demethylase activity
Source: RefSeq, a predicted model, not a curated record
AUGGAUCGAACAUAUACGUAUCAAGGUGAUAUCUUUGGCAAUAAAAGUGUAGCCAAAGCAGCUUUCAACAUUGUAAGAACCAAUUGUUGUGAUGGGACCUGUGAUCUCACUAGGCAAAUUGUUUCAAUUCUACCGAAUGGGUCUAAUGAUUAUGAGAUACUUAAAACGCACAAAUAUACCUUAAUAUCGUUAGGGAAUCAUGGUAGAAAUUUGUAUAGAUUUGGUCAUUUUCCAGGAGCCUACCUAAUCACAAACUAUUACACCCCUUCCGAACAAUUAAUUAUCGCGAAUUCAAUGUUGACCCGGCACAUAAAUCCGCCUAACAUAAGCAACAUUACAAAGUUGAACCAAAAUGUCACAAAUUUGUUAGACUCGGAAAAUUUUUUAAAAAAAUUCAAAUGGGCCACUUGUGGCGAGCAAUAUGAUUGGGGCGAGCGUAAGUAUUUGAAAUCUUUAAAAUUGGAUCAGGAAUUUUUGGACCUCUCACAAGAAAUUACCAAUAGCAUUUAUCCAGAAAUAGAAGCCCACAUUCCUGAUGCUGCGAUUAUCAAUUUAUACAAUGGAAAUUAUCAUCUAAAUUUGCACAAGGAAGACGCGGAGGAAUCGAAUGCACCGGUUGUUACGAUUAGUUUAGGAAAAUCUGCUAUUUUUAUGUUGGGAAGAGAUGAUUUUAAUUCUCUUCCCAUGGCAAUUGUUGUAAAUUCUGGCGAUGUAUUCAUUAUAUCUAAUGAGUGUAGAUUCGGUUUGCAUGGCGUCGCAAAACUGGUCCAUGCGCCAAUAAAAUACAGUGGCUACGAUGUAUUUGGACAGCCAAUUCUUAUCAGGCAAAUAAACAGAACAAUUGAUAAACUGGACAGUCCGUCCAAUAAAAGUGUAGAUCCUGUUAUAGAUGCUAGAAUUGGAGAUAUAUUGACAACUUGCAGAAUUUCAAUCAGCAUAAGGAACGCUAAGAAGUGA